AUGAUUCUGGAGCGGGUACGAAACCAAUUCAUCAGGCUCCUGUGUUGUAGAAUGUACGGUGUGUAUCCAUUUUACCCGCUCAGCUAUCCAACGUUAUUCAUGAUAGGUGUACAGAUAGCAUACUUCGCGAUAAUUGGAACGCAAAUGUUCAUGAUUGUCCUUAGUAUAUUCCUCUUCUAUGGGAUUUAUAAAGAAAACGUUGCUUUCUUGGUGCCUUGGGUUGUUGGUUGCAUGACUUUCAUGGCUUUGGAGGCAAUGGCCAUGGUUUAUUCAAAUAUUUUAAGGGAUCACGUCAAUAAGCAAUUCGACGCGAUGUGUAAAGCAGAAAUUACUUUUCUAAUUCCGAGAAUAUUGUUAAAUUGUUUAUGCAUUUGGUGCGUCCUGCGACUAUAUCACCUCCUAAGAGCAGGUGUGACUUGGAAGGGGGCGGCUCCGAUUGAGCUGUGA
Pieris macdunnoughi is the source of this 447-nucleotide messenger RNA. NCBI's taxonomy places the organism in Eukaryota, Metazoa, Arthropoda, Insecta, Lepidoptera, Pieridae. The record is from the annotation of a GenBank genome assembly.